AUGGACACAAUCUGGCUGUACCAAUUUCGUCUCAUUGUGAUCGGCGACUCCACGGUGGGCAAGUCGUGUUUGAUUCGCAGGUUCACCGAGGGCCACUUCGCCCACGUGUCAGAUCCCACCGUGGGGGUGGACUUUUUCUCGCGUUUGUUGGAGAUUGAGCCUGGCAAGAGGGUCAAGCUCCAGAUCUGGGACACUGCGGGACAGGAGAGGUUCAGGUCUAUCACCAGAGCCUACUACCGCAACUCAGUGGGUGGUCUUUUGCUCUUCGAUAUCACCAACCGCCGCUCGUUCCAGAACUUGCACAGCUGGCUGGAGGAAGCGCAGAGUCACGUCCAGCCGCACAGCAUCGUCUUCCUGCUGGUGGGCCACAAGUGCGACCUGGAAGCCCAGCGGCAGGUGAGCCGCCAGGAGGCCGAGAAGCUGGCGGCGGCCUUCGGGAUGAACUACGUGGAGACGUCGGCGCGAGACGCCAUCAACGUGGAAACGGCGUUCAUGGACCUGACGAGGCAAAUCUUUGAGCUGGUGCGCGGCGGCGACAUCAAGAUCCAGGACGGCUGGGAGGGCGUCAAGAGCGGACUGGUCCCCAACACGGUGCACUCGUCGGAGGAGGUCACCAAGGCGGGUCGCCAGUGCCUCUGCUGA
Molecule: messenger RNA, 642 nt
Organism: Nerophis lumbriciformis (worm pipefish)
Lineage: Eukaryota; Metazoa; Chordata; Actinopteri; Syngnathiformes; Syngnathidae
Source: RefSeq, a predicted model, not a curated record